Molecule: messenger RNA, 1410 nt
Organism: Daphnia pulicaria
Lineage: Eukaryota; Metazoa; Arthropoda; Branchiopoda; Diplostraca; Daphniidae
Gene: Ciao1
Product: probable cytosolic iron-sulfur protein assembly protein Ciao1
Exons: 6
Coding region: 150-1301 (383 amino acids)
Biological process (GO): iron-sulfur cluster assembly
Cellular component (GO): cytoplasm; cytosolic [4Fe-4S] assembly targeting complex; mitochondrion
Molecular function (GO): protein binding
Source: RefSeq, a predicted model, not a curated record
AAGCAGAAGCACAUACCAUUACCAACCAUUACCAAUGUGGACGUGAGCAAGCAUUGCGUAUCUUAUCUCCGUAACUUGAAUCGUCCCAGGAAACACAUCGUGCAUUCGUGAUCAAAUUCGAUCACCCGAAAAAAUAUUUUGGGGUUUUAAUGUUGAGGAAUUGCGCCCGUCAUCUAGUUAGACAUCACUUUCAACAAGUUAUCUUUCAGAGCACAGCAACCAUGUCCAGCUUGACCCUCAACUCUGUGGUUGAUGAGUUUAAUCGACUUGCUCCUCUCUCUUUGGCGGAGUCAUGGGAUAAUGUCGGUCUUUUGGUUGAGCCCACUAGUGCUAAAAUUAUCAAGAAGAUACUGCUCACCAAUGAUCUGACUAACAGUGUUAUGCAAGAGGCUGAGAGUUCUUCAGUAGACCUCAUUUAUUCUUACCAUCCUCCCAUAUUCGCACCUUUGAAGCGCAUCACUGCUUCAAAUUGGAAAGAAAAAAUUAUUGCUAGGUGCUUAGAGAACAAAAUUGCUGUUUACUCUCCUCAUACUGCAUUAGAUGCUUUGAAAGGAGGCGUUAAUGAUUGGCUGGCCGAGGCGUUUGGUUCUAAUGUUGCUUCCUGCAACCCACUAACGACGUCCUACGCUGCGUUCCCUCGUCGUAAUUGCACGCACAUGGUUGAAAUUCCCGUGCCUUUCAAUCCAGAAGGGAAAAAAUUAGUUCGAUCGAUUCUGGAGUUAGUUGCUUCAGUUCCUGAAGCUCGCUUAGAAGAACACAUUUCUACUGCAGAUGGAUAUGAGCAAAUGACCAUUAUGGCCCCUGAGAAAGCCCUUCCGUCAAUAAUCGAAUUAGUUAACCAAUGCUCAUUUGCAAACGCUUCUCGCUACGUCCGUAUCAUCCGCGUUGAGAAGCCUCCGAUCCCGGGAUCGGGUAUGGGACGAUUAAUUCGAUUGUCCGAGCCCAUCACAAUCAACCGUGUUGUAGAGUUGGUAAAGUCCCAUCUAAAACUACAGCAUGUUCGUUUAGCAACCGCAGGCAAUGCAGAGAACAAUAUGAAUGUCGAAACAAUCGCGUUGUGUGCUGGCUCAGGAGCUUCAUUAUUGAAAAACGUAAAAGCGGACGUGUUCUUAACGGGCGAAAUGUCUCAUCAUGAAGUACUUGAUGCUGUUCAUCGUGGAACUAGCGUCAUUUUAUGUGAGCACUCGAACACUGAACGUGGAUUUCUUUCCAAAUGGAAAGAAGUUCUUCAUUCAGCCCUUGGAGAAGAUGUUCAGAUUGAUGUAUCUCUUAAUGAUCACGAUCCCUUACAGGUAGUUUGAUAUUUUUUAAGAGAUUUGUUUGAAUAUUGUUGGGGCCAUAUCUUUUGGGGUAUGCUUAACAGAUCUGUUUGAACCCAAAAGCUCAAUUCAAAUAAAAAAGUACAAUGAA